Molecule: messenger RNA, 696 nt
Organism: Daphnia pulex (common water flea)
Lineage: Eukaryota; Metazoa; Arthropoda; Branchiopoda; Diplostraca; Daphniidae
Exons: 3
Coding region: 221-550 (109 amino acids)
Source: RefSeq, a predicted model, not a curated record
UUCUCGGUACGCGACUAUAAAAGAUAUUGACGAGGGAUUGUACGGCGUUCAGUGCGUUCAAAUACCUUUAUGCAUACGGGCCGUGUGUUAAGACUGUGUAGUUUCGAGCGUUUCAUUUCCCUGCGAGUAUUUCAUUUUAGAUGGUUAGAUUUCAAGAAUUUGAAUUGUGUAACAUUAUUUAGUUCAGUCUGAAUAGUCUUAUACACCUGACCAACCAAAAAUGGAUAGUAAAUUUGCAGGUCGCUUUUCCGUCGUCGUUUUCAUUUUGAUAACCUUGACAACCGGGCUAAUGAAAGCCCUUUUCCCUGCGGUGUACGAUUUAAUCGGAUCUUCCUGUUUGGUGCUGGCAGGGUUGUCUGUGAUAGCAAUUUGCAUUAUUUACUGUGUGAUCCCCAAUAUUCACUCCAACUCUCUUUCCAACAAGUCAAAGGCUGAUUCUACACCAAGAACCAGUAAAGAAAGUCACACAUACAAUAAUUCUACGACGGUGUUGAUGGAAGAGAAACCGCAAUUGUUGGUGAUUAACGGCGCAACAUGUUUACACAUGUAAAUAGCUUACUAGCUCACUCUUGAUAGCCCUCACCUAUGGACAAAUACCAACGUUUUGUUAAGCGCGUUAGGUCGGUACCUCGCUAAAAUUGUUAAACUGUAUAAAACUGAAAUACUGAAAUAUAGGCUACUCUUUUUGGAUUUCUC